This is a messenger RNA of Penicillium olsonii, 1566 nucleotides long. The record is from the annotation of a GenBank genome assembly. NCBI's taxonomy places the organism in Eukaryota, Fungi, Ascomycota, Eurotiomycetes, Eurotiales, Aspergillaceae.
AUGAUCGAUGAAAACCUGCCCAGUAAGGAUACCCUGCCACCACCCGGAUUCGGGACUGACCCCAGUCCAGCGUUCUUCUUGAAGAACAACUCGAAACAGCCCCAGGUUAGCACGGUAUACCACCGCCAGCAUGGAAACGACCCAGAGCCUGCCUACACCCUGCGAUCCCUCGACCCCGCUGCCCCGACAUCCCAGAACCGCUACGGAGUCGCCCUGUAUGACCCGUACGUGCCGGACAUCGUGUACGGCGAGGUCGCCGUGGUUCCAGAAUGGACUCAACCCAGUUUAUCGGCGGAGACUAUUAGAGCGAACGGAGGCACGGCACCAGCUCCAGAACCGAUCCUUCCCAACGAGUUUACCGUCCAGCUCUACAACCCCGACCAAACGAUCACCGUGAAACACCACCCGAAGACUUGGAACAAACCCGCUCGAUGGGAGUUCGAGAUGCCACAAAAUACAUUCCGCGUACCCUCUGGCUCAUCCCUUGACCAGGGCCAGAUCGAUCCCUCUAUCGCAGACAUUACCCCGAAGCUGCGGUUUAGCUGGCGCAAGGAUGGGAAACUAUCAAAGGAUCUGACUUGUUUGCUACACGGGAAGACCUCUACUAUAUCUGAUACUCGGACAAAAAGUCGGGAGCCAGAUAUCACCGUUGCUCUCUUCCAGGGACUGAAGGAGCUUACACUUUAUCAGCCAAAUCUAUACCGAGUAGAGAUGGAGGAUUUCAAAGGCCUAGAGGUAGUCCUGCUCCUGGUGACCAUCGCCAUCCGAGACAUCUUCUUCGGGCUUGCGAAGGAAGCAUUCCAUAUCUCCCAUACCCCAAGCCCAAUAACGCGCAAACCGACGGCCCCCGCUAUAGCUCCGGCCAUAGCAGCAGCACCCGCCAAUGCGAAAUUUGACAGACAACACCCCCAGGCUGGACCAUCCGGGGUCCCAAUGCAUGGGAAAUCAACCCAUCGCGCGAGUUUCCCGAACCCCACAUCUCCAGGCCCUCAGGAGCGAAUGCGCCAAGACGAACUCGCCAAACAGGAAGAAGAGCGUCGGAGCCAAGAGAUCAUGGCGGCGCAACGCAAGCGGCGCGAACGGGAUUCAAACGUCGACAAGGAAACCAAGCGCCUACAACAGCUGUAUGGCCGGGAAGAAGAACAAGCCCGCAGGCAACAACGCACCCCAGCUCCAUCUGCACGACCCUAUCUCCCACCCCGACACACAGGCCCCGCUCAGCCUUAUUCUCACCAAUACUCCCAAUCCUCCAUGCAACUCUCCCAACCACGCCCUCAUCCACGCCAAAAUACCCCUGGUCCUGUCCAUUUCGCCCAUCCUCACCCCCCUGGGCGGGCAGACCCGCGCAUGCAAUCCUCCACACAUCUCCAGCCCCGUCCUCAGCCUCGCCCGCAAGCCCGGCCCCAGUCGGUGGCCUUCUACCAGCAACCCACAAGCAGUGGUGCGCUUCCUGCGCCCUCCAAGCCGGCGCAGCUGCAGCCGAAAAAGAGUAGUUUCUUUGGUUUCCGGCGUAACAAAGAGGAGACGGCUACGAAGCUGGCCAAAAAACGGAGUUCAAUGUUUUGA